Molecule: messenger RNA, 1035 nt
Organism: Limanda limanda (common dab)
Lineage: Eukaryota; Metazoa; Chordata; Actinopteri; Pleuronectiformes; Pleuronectidae
Product: transcription factor Sox-1a
Exons: 1
Coding region: 1-1035 (344 amino acids)
Biological process (GO): anatomical structure morphogenesis; regulation of DNA-templated transcription; cell differentiation
Molecular function (GO): RNA polymerase II cis-regulatory region sequence-specific DNA binding; DNA-binding transcription factor activity, RNA polymerase II-specific
Source: RefSeq, a predicted model, not a curated record
AUGUAUAGCAUGAUGAUGGAAACUGACCUCCAUUCCCCCGGCCCCCAAACGAACACGACCACGGGGCAAACGGGGCCGAAUAGCGGGUCCAAAGCGAACCAGGAGCGGGUGAAGAGACCGAUGAACGCGUUCAUGGUGUGGUCCCGUGGGCAGCGGAGGAAGAUGGCACAGGAGAACCCCAAGAUGCACAACUCUGAGAUCAGCAAGCGGCUGGGGGCCGAGUGGAAGGUAAUGUCCGAGGCUGAGAAGCGUCCUUUCAUCGACGAGGCGAAGCGUUUGCGAGCCAUGCACAUGAAGGAGCAUCCGGAUUACAAGUACCGGCCAAGACGGAAGACCAAGACGCUGCUGAAAAAGGACAAAUAUUCCCUCGCAGGUGGACUGCUUUCCGGGCCCAGUGGGGGUGGUGGAGUUGGUUUAGGGCACGGCAUGGGAUCCUCGGGGAUCGGACAGAGGUUGGAGAGCCCCGGGGGUCACGGAGGCUCGGGCGGCUCCGGCUACGCGCACAUGAACGGCUGGGCGAACGGCGCGUACUCGGGGCAGGUGGCUGCAGCGGCCGCGGCCGCCGCGAUGAUGCAGGAGGCGCAGCUCGCCUACAGCCAGCACCCGGGGAGCGGAGCCCACCACCACCACCACUCGCACCACCACCACGCACACAACCCGCAGCCCAUGCACCGCUACGACAUGUCAGCGCUGCAGUACAGCCCCAUCUCGAACUCUCAGAGCUACAUGAACGCUUCACCCUCCGGCUACGGCGGGAUCACCUACACACAGCACCAGGGCUCCGGCGUCUCCUCCUCCACUGCCAUGGGGACGUUAGGGUCGCUGGUGAAAUCGGAGCCGAGUGUAAGCCCUCCCGUCAGCAGCACACACUCACGGGGUCCUUGCCCCGGAGACUUGAGAGAGAUGAUAAGCAUGUAUUUACCGACCGGAGAGCCGGGGGACCCGUCAAUGCAAAGUAGACUCCAUGCCUUGCCGCAGCAUUACCAGAGCGCCACGGCUGGAGUGAACGGGACGGUCCCUCUAACACAUAUUUAG